Messenger RNA from Mesocricetus auratus (golden hamster), 2711 nucleotides. It is a transcript of the gene Gp1ba, whose product is annotated as glycoprotein Ib platelet subunit alpha. The record is from RefSeq and is a predicted model, not a curated record. The coding region runs from base 68 to 2113 and encodes 681 amino acids. Gene Ontology annotation, molecular function: protein binding. The transcript has a single exon. NCBI's taxonomy places the organism in Eukaryota, Metazoa, Chordata, Mammalia, Rodentia, Cricetidae.
GAGCUUAGGAAGAUUAUGCAAGGGCCAGGGCAGCAUCUCUUUAAACUCCCUUUGCCCACAGGUUCAUAUGGCUCUCCUCAUCUUGCUGUUCCUGCUGCCAAGUUCCUUACAUUCCCAGCCCACUUGUGAUAUCUCUCAAGUGACCAGCUUGCGGGAAGUAAACUGUGAGAACCAGAAGCUUACGGCAUUGCCUGCAGACCUGCCAGCAGACACAGGCAUCCUCCACCUGAGCAAGAACAAACUAGGUAACUUCUCCACAGCAUCCCUGGUGCAUUUCACCAGCCUCACUCAACUGUACCUGGAGAACUGUGAGCUGACCAGCCUGCAGACCCCUGAGAAACUGCUGAAGCUGGAUACCCUGGAUUUAUCCCACAAUAACCUGCAGAGCCUGCCCUUCCUAGGACGGGCACUGCCUGCACUCACUACCCUUGACAUAUCCUUCAAUCAGUUGGGCUCACUGUCUCCUGGUGUCCUGGAAGGCCUAAGUCAACUCCAGGAGCUCUACCUGCAGAACAAUAAUCUGAAGAGUCUGCCCCCUGGGCUCUUGGUGUCUGUAACCAAUUUGAAGAAACUCAAUCUGGCCAACAACAAACUACGUGAGCUGCCCCCUGGGCUCCUAGAUGGGUUGGAAAUGCUUAACACCCUCUACCUCCAAGGGAAUUGGCUUCGUACAAUACCAAAAGGCUUCUUUGGAACCCUCCUCUUGCCUUUUGUUUUUCUCCAUGCCAACACCUGGUAUUGUGACUGUGAAAUCCUCUACCUUCGUCACUGGCUCCAGCAAAACCCCAACAAUGUCUACCUAUGGAAGAAAGAUGUGGAUGUCAGGGCCAUGACCCCUAAUGUGGCCAGUGUAAGAUGUGCCAAUCUGGGCAAUGCACCUGUCUACUCCUACCCAGGGAAGGACUGCCCUAGCAGUGGUGAUAGCAAUACCAUGGAUUAUGAUGACUAUGACAGUUUCUCUGAUGUACCUACUACAAGGGCUGUGGCCAAUUUCUCUACCAACACUGAAGCCCAUACUACCCACGGGGACCUACUCUUAGAGUCUCCUACUUCUUCAGACAGUCAAAUGCCUUCUUGGUCUCCAACCCACAAACCCACUGAGAGACAGCCCACAUCCACCCACAUCCAGAUCCCACAUUUUACCACGUUCAAACAGACCGUGAAAUCUAACACACGCCUUUAUAGUCUAAAAUUCAAUAUUAUAGCUACCAGGAUCCCAAUCACCCUAGAUCUUACCUCUACCCUGACUUCCUCAGAGCCCAGCCCUACUCCCCUGGUGCCUAUCGCUUACACCCUGGCUCCCCCAGAGCCCAGCACCAACCCAGUUCCUACUACUGCUGCCCUGACUCCCCCAGAGCCCAGCACCAACCCAGUUCCUAGUACUGCUGCCCUGACUACCCCAGAGCCCAGCACCAACCCAGUUCCUACUACUGCUGCCCUGACUACCCCAGAGCCCAGUAGCACUACCCUAACCACCCGAAAACCCAUCACCACCCCAACCAAUCCAGUGUCUACUAUCACCCCAGUGUUCACUACCACCCUGACCACCCCAGCAUCUACCCCAACUGAGACCAUUUCAGAACUACUUUUUAGCACAGAAUCCACUUUACCGCCUAUCUCAGAAUCCACCACAAGGAUCCCAGAGUUGAACAGCCUCCUAACUUUCCAAGAGCUGGUUCAAGCAAAUUCUGAUACUUCCCAAAGUGACCCUCUUCUCAGUUCUGACUUUUGCUGCCUCCUCCCCCUGGGCUUCUAUAUUCUGGGUCUCCUCUGGCUCCUAUUUGCCUCUGUGAUACUCAUUUUGCUGCUGACCUGGAUCUGGCAUGUAAAACCACAAACUCUGGACUUGAGCCAGUCCGCGGCUUUGGCCACAAGCACGCAUACCGCAAGUCUGGAGGUGCAGAGGGCGAGGCAAGUAACUGUACCCCGGGCCUGGCUGCUCUUCCUUCAAGGGUCACUCCCUACUUUCCGUUCUAGCCUUUUCCUAUGGGUAAGGCCUAAUGGGCAUGUUGGGCCUCUGGCAGCGGGACGGCGGCCCUCAGCUCUGAGUCAGGGCCGUGGUGAGGACCUAUUGGGAACAGUGGGCAUUAAGUACUCAGGCCACAGUCUGUGAAGGUGGGUACUUUGGAGAUACUGGGAAAGAUUCCAGUGGACUCUUCUGGGAACUAGCUGGGGUGGGGGAUGAGACUACCACAGGGACAUUCGAUUUACUUCUUUAUCUGAAGGCCCCUCUUUACAUUCAGACCUCAAAUCAAGGGAGAUGGUGAGGUGACAUAAUCAGGCAGUCACAGAACCAAGCUCCCCAUGUUACUUAGAGCAUUGAGAGGCCACAUGACCAUUUUGGGGAAGAGAUAGAAGAAGCAAAUAAAGGGGCUGGAGAGAUGGCUCAGCGGUUAAGAGUAUUGAUUGCUCUUCCAAGAGGACCCUGGAUCAAUUCCCAGCACCCACAUGGCAACUCACAACUGUCUGGGGACCUGACACCCUCACACAGACAUACACACAGGCAAAACACCAUUGCACAUAAAAUAAAAAAAAAAAGAAAAAGCAAAUAGAAAUGGAGCAUGGCUCCCGUAUGUUCACACAUGGAUGGAAACUCGGAGCGUCACUAAUCAAGACAGGAGCACUAUCCCAAGUAUCAUGAGCAGAUUUUCUGUUUAAUGUUUCCUUGUCUUCCCCCAGGGUUAUCCGUAUAAUAAAAAUGUUUUGAAAAA